Messenger RNA from Diprion similis, 4243 nucleotides. It is a transcript of the gene Alh, whose product is annotated as protein AF-10-like. The transcript has 13 exons. Gene Ontology annotation, cellular component: nucleus. Bases 303 to 3380 code for a protein of 1025 amino acids. Gene Ontology annotation, biological process: regulation of transcription by RNA polymerase II. Gene Ontology annotation, molecular function: histone binding; nucleosome binding. Lineage: Eukaryota; Metazoa; Arthropoda; Insecta; Hymenoptera; Diprionidae. The record is from RefSeq and is a predicted model, not a curated record.
CCGCAUAGUGAGAUAAAUAGAGAGUACGAAGAGUAAAUAAAUAAUUCGCGUGACUCGGUUGUUAAAACGGUCGUUGGUACGAUCGAAUGUUAUCGAAAAGAAUCAAUUAUCCCAGCCCCGAAUAACCGCUGGUAAUAUCGGCCUGCAGCUCGGUACCAGUACCCGAUCGAGUAAUAAGAGAAAAAUAGUGCAAUCGUGUGCAUGCGGUUAAUUCCCGAUAUCACAAAACACGAUGCUCCGUUUACGAAGCGAUACGCAAAGGCGAGUUCGGCUGGUGUAGCUCACGAGAUCUGUACCGCAGCAUGAAGGAGAUGCUUGGAGGUUGCUGCGUAUGUUCGGACGAGAGGGGUUGGACGGAGAAUCCGUUGGUUUAUUGCGAUGGCCAAGGGUGCACGGUCGCCGUACACCAAGCUUGUUAUGGGAUUGUUACGGUACCGACUGGCCCAUGGUAUUGCAGAAAAUGUGAAUCGCAAGAACGCAGCGCUCGGGUGCGCUGCGAGCUGUGCCCAAGCAGGGAUGGAGCUCUCAAGAGAACGGAUCAGGCAGGCUGGGCCCACGUUGUGUGUGCCCUUUACAUACCUGAGGUCAGAUUUGGCAACGUUACGACGAUGGAGCCAAUUAUCCUGCAAUUGAUACCAUCAGAGCGAUUCAGUAAGACAUGUUACAUCUGUGAGGAACAAGGUAGAGGCGGCAGAGCUAAUGUGGGAGCUUGUAUGCAAUGUAACAAAGCAGGUUGCAGACAACAAUUUCAUGUUACUUGCGCUCAAGCUCUGGGAUUGCUUUGCGAAGAAGCUGGUAAUUAUUUGGACAACGUAAAAUACUGCGGUUAUUGUCAGCAUCAUUAUUCAAAACUGAAAAAAGGGGGUAACGUUAAAACAAUUCCUCCAUAUAAACCAAUCCCAGCAGACAACGGUUCAUCGGAUUCGUCGCCCGAAAAAGAGGCUGAAACACCUGUAAAAACGUCGAGCAGCGGUAAGCGCAAGAGUUCAAACUCAAAGAUGAACGCGGCGUCGUCGUCGUCAUCGUCUAGUUCAAAGAGUAAAUCAAGCGCUAGUCCUAGCUUAGAAAUAAAUGGAAAUGCCGACGAAAAAAGUGGAAGUGGUCGUAAUACGCCUAAAGAAAAUUCUUCCGACACAAGUAAAUUCACCACCUCAAAUUUCGUAGAGACCGUUGUCACUCAGUCGGAGAGUGUUUUUGGGCACGAGAACGUUACUGCAAAGUCUGGAUCUAAUUCAAAUGUGAUUCACAAAAGCAGCAGCCUGUCCAAAUCCAGUUCGUCCACGUCCGGUAAAGCCUCUAGCCAUGCAACCAAAAAGAGAAAAACCGGCGCCCGAACACCGACUGUUAUUGGAAAUGAAAAUUCAAAUCAUUCCAUUAGUUCCGAGGCAAGUGGGUCGGUUGUUGUCGCUGUUAGUUCAGUCGUUCAGCAAACUAUUAACACUAACAUUGUUCUACCAACCGUUACCGAAGCUACCAGUCUGAGUACAACCACCGAACCUGAGAAAACAAAAAAGUCAAAAAUAGAGAGUCCAUCGGUGCAAUCAUCCUUGCAUCCUCCAAUCACAACUGAGACUACAACAACGACUCCGGUUAUAACAUUGAUAACUCAAGCUCAACCUUCAGUUCCUGCCCAGUCGCCUACUACGACUUCCAACAGUAUUGUUGUCUCCGUGCCAUUGACGGCAACUUCUCUUCCCAGCUCCGUUCAGAGUGUUGUUACAAGCGCUCCGACCCUCUAUCAACAAAUACAGCAGAGUGUUGUCACUACCGCUGCUACCAAUGAUUCCAAACGAAGUCCAAUUCCAGCUGAUGAUAUGCCAACCAAGAGGUCACGGUCACAGUCGUCGGACAAGCCGGAUAAACUGCGGAAGCCGAAACGGGGUGCUACGUCAAACAGUCAGCCGGUUCCGCCACCGCCACUAACAACAUCUACAAUAUCAACAUCCCUUCCCAACAGUAUAGUUAGCACAACUAAACGUGGAAGUCGAAGUAAUCAUCAGACGCCGCCACCAUUGAUAACUGUGGCUCCAGUACCAUCCAUAAUUCAAGGACCCAGUCAACCAGUCGGUCAUUUCAGCAGUGUUGGAACUGGUUCAGGCAUGGGACCCACUGUUAAAGACUCACCACCUAGCAGCCCUGGUUCGGAAAGUAUGAGCAACUCUGGACCUGUUCGACGAAAGCGCAAGAGCGCCGGAGGAGCUUCUACCACACCAACGCCUUCCACAUCAAGUUCCACUCCGACGGCCAUGGCGAACAGUACUAAGGAUGAAAAGGAUAUAAAAUUGUUCCAAAAUGGUGUCAGCGCGCCACACAUGCUUGGGAAUCAAUUGAAUCCGACUUCUACAAUGGCACAAAAAAUGUCUGACACACUUACUCAAGAAUUAGAGGCUCACGCGAUUUUCACCGAUGCUAAUAAUCCUACGAGUAGUUUGGUUGGACCACAGCUACACAGUCGUGUCAUCGCCUCUAUAAGAUCCAGCCAAUCUGUACCUGCCACAACGUCUUUGUCAUCCGUAUUCGCAACUAAUACUGGUCCAAAUGCUGGCGGAUCUGGCAGCAAUGUGUUGGGUGGAGGUGCAAUCCCUCAGACGUUGGAUCAAUUGCUCGAAAGGCAGUGGGAACAGGGCAGCCAAUUUCUGAUGGAACAGGCCCAGCACUUUGACAUUGCCUCCCUUUUAUCGUGCUUACAUCAAUUGCGAGCGGAAAACCUGAGGCUAGAAGAGCAUGUCAACAGUCUACUGCAAAGAAGAGAUCAUCUGCUAGCAGUGAACGCUCGACUAGCUAUUCCACUGACCACGCAACCAAACACACAUACAGAUUCUCUUUUUCAUAUAGUGAACAACAUACAUCCUUCGGUGAAUCCAACGCAUUCGAAUAUUCCGCAUCCGGAUAUACAACCGGGAGCACCCGCCCCAGUUUCCCGGGUCAGCCGUGAACCCCGAGUGAAUAAUAGCUACUUACCUCAUUCAAGUUCCAGUUCGCAUUCCACUGUCAUGGAAAACGGAUUACCACCCGAUCCUUCCCCGCCUGCAGCUGCCUCCAUGACGCAGUACCAACACAGAGGCUCACUUGUUCCUCCCCAACCAAGUCCAACGAUCAGGCAUAGUCCAGCUGGAACCGGUUACCAUCAAGGUCAACCUAGCAAUAUCGUUUCGCCUGCAAGUGCAAACAGCUCGGGUGUUGUUCGAAAUUCAUCGGUGACACCAGAUCCGCUGCGAGGUGUACCUAGAUCCGUGGCGCCUUCAUCGAGCAGCUACAUGCCGACAAUGUACCAGCAAACAAUGUCCAACUUGGCUAGCAGUCAAGUGGGAAGCAUACACAACAUACAUGCACACGGACCUACGCCUACCAGCCACGGGCCUCCGGGCAAACCCAGCUGAAGGUAGGUGCGAGCCCAGAACGGGCACAACAAUGCAUCUUCAACUAGAUCUCAGGCUACCCCUUGCGCUAGCCAACCGCGUUUUCAUCGUAAGCGGUAAACUGCUCGGAGCUAACAAACAUACAGAUCGGUAGUACACGUAUUGGUACGGGAAAAAAGAAAUCGAGAUGAAUUUAAUGAAUGUAAGUAUAAUCAAGUCGUGAGGUUGAGGUAACAUGAAAACUUAGUUACCUGGAGAGAAUAUCUAUCUUGUCCUUGUUAAAUCAUCUUCGCUGGAAGUUAACUGUGUUCUGCGACAGAAUUUUACUUGCAAUUAGAAGUGGGUUUACAUUCAGUGAAGUCUCCAUUCAAGGGUAUUAAUUAGCAUUGAUUUACCCUUUUUUCCUUUUAUUCUUCACAUUAUGGGGAUACGUAUCGCAUGUACACAAUUAUUGUCCUCGGGUGAUUCGCGUUAGCAAAAAACAUCUCGCCCGUAAUGAAAAAUCGACUGCAUAUCCAGACGGAAUAGAAUUAACAGUUUUCAGCGCAUUUCAAUGCUGGAAAAAAAAAAAAAAUUAUUACUCUCCCACGGUCGUUUCAACCGAAUCACGUUGUUCAAGAUAUUUAAAUGCAUUUCUAAGAAUAUGUUUAUAUUAAAUAUCCAAUUGGCAGUACAAAAAAAAAAAAUAUAUAUUCUAUGCAUCUGUAUUGUUGUCAAACGAAUUCCAAUUUACUAGGAAUGAUCCGUAAGUAACACUUUUAGUAUGUGAAGCGAAGAUAUUAAACUAAAAACUUGCAAAAAUUAAUGUCAAUUACAUGGCGCAAUAGCUUUUAAUUCUAUUUUUUGCGAGAAGUGCACCAGCUGUUUUAUGUGUUUUUGUUACG